Messenger RNA from Pseudocercospora fijiensis CIRAD86, 672 nucleotides. RefSeq lists its product as uncharacterized. The transcript has 5 exons. Gene Ontology annotation, molecular function: acireductone synthase activity; magnesium ion binding. The record is from RefSeq and is a predicted model, not a curated record. NCBI's taxonomy places the organism in Eukaryota, Fungi, Ascomycota, Dothideomycetes, Mycosphaerellales, Mycosphaerellaceae. The annotation marks the transcript as partial.
GAGGGCACGGUAUGCUCAAUCGCGUUUGUCAAAGACACGCUGUUUCCGUACGCUAUCAAAGCUCUACCUCAAGUCCUCGCCACCAAGUGGGAAGAGCCAGAAUUUGCACAAUACCGUGAUGCCUUCCCGGAAGAACACCGCCAGUCACCAGGCGCUUUGCAAGCUCACGUGGAAGACUUGACCAAGCGAGACGUCAAAAUCGCCUACCUGAAAAACCUGCAAGGCUAUCUUUGGGAAACCGGUUAUAAAACCGGUGCCUACGGAACAGAACUGUUCCCGGAUGUGGUCCCUCAGCUUCGGCAAUGGAGAGACUCCGGCUUCGAACUGGCCAUCUACUCAUCCGGCUCCAUCUUUGCCCAGAAGCUGCUAUUUGGACACGUGCAAGUCGCAUCUGGGACAGCGGCGUCAUCUUCUCCUCAUUGGUUUGAUACGACUAAUGCCGGCCUCAAGACCGAGUCGACUAGCUACAGCAAGAUAGCGGAGGCGUUGAAGCGAAAGCCAGAAGAAGUGCUGUUUUUGAGUGAUAACGUGAAGGAGGUUGAUGCUGCGAUCGAAGCUGGCAUGAAGUCCAUCGUGGUUGAUCGGCCUGGCAAUGCACCGCUGGCAGACGCUGACAAGGAAAGACUUCAAAUUGUGACAUCUUUGGCAGACGUCCAUGUCUCUAAAUCGUAG